AUGGGGGCAGCCAUCAACAGGAGCAGCGGGCAACGGCGGCCCAGUGCAGCCUCGGCCAGCGUCCAGCGCGCACGCAGACGGGAGGCUGUGCUGAACGGCGAGCGAGGGCCACGGCAGAGACGCCAGUACCCGGGGAGACGCUUCUCACCGGGCACACAGAGGCCGGUCCCUCACGGGAGCGCCUUUGGCAGGGCACGGGGCUGCUGCCGCAGCAGCGGCGCAGGCCUGGCAGCCCGCCGCCUGCCUGGCCCCCUCUCCUGCCUUUGCAUCCCUGGGCCUCCUGUCCCCACUUCCCCUAUCCGAACCUCCCUCCCAUCCCCACUCGACCCCUGCUCAAUCCCUCAGGCCAUGCUGGCCAUCACUUUCCUCCUCCUGCUCGCGCAAGGCCUCAUCCAGUACCCGCAGCAGGCCGGCGACGGGCUGGAUGAGGCCACGCGGGAGCGCAUGCAGCUGCGGGCUGAGUAUCUGAGCCAGCAGAUGGCUCAGCUGCUUCAGGAGCUGGAGCAGAAGAACCUGGAGCAGAGUGGCGGGGCCUGGGCAGCCCUGCUGCUGUGGCAGUGGUGGGCUCUGACUGGAAUCCUGGUGCUUCUCUUGGCAGUGUGGUUUGGACUUGGGAAAAUGAGAUGUGAUCCACCCAACAGUGGCCACAAGGAGAGGUGCAGCAGCAACUCGGUGGAGGAAGAAGGCCACAUUGUUGUUGCAAAGAAAGAAACAGAAAGCAACGAUGCAAAUGUGGAGGAAGGCAGUAAGGAUGGAAAUGAAGAAGGCAGCGAUGUUGAGGGAAAGGCAGAAAGCAAUAUUGGAAAUGAAGCAAAAGAAGGCAAUGGUGAUGCAAAGGAAGAACUGAACCGCGAUGAGAAGGGAGCGGAAGCCAAUGCUGCUGCAAAUGAAGAAGACAAGCAGGGUGCCAAGGAAGAAGACAGUGAGCCCAAUGUCCAAAGGAGCCUGGGAAGCCUUUUAGAGGAGCGCCUAGCGUGGCCUGUUCUGGAUCUGCACAAAGGCUGCUCGCUGAUAACGGACCUGGCGGACAAACUCACACACGUCUUCCGACAAGGCUUGUCCGACGGCUUCUACCCGGUGCCACAACAAGCCAUCGGGGUGGGCAGCGCCUUUGAAGGCUGGAGUCCCCACGCACAAGAUGUCGUGUACAGUGUGCUCGUACCCCUGAGUCCUCCUCCAGGACACGCCUUCCACCUGGAUCUGGACACUGCAGGGAUGCUCCAGAGGAACUUCUGUGUCCGUGUGGAGCUGCUGUGCACCUGCAGGAGGGAGCAGCUGGGGGAGGAGAACAUGCUAUGUUUCCUGCACCACCCCGAGGAGGAGCUGAGAAGGAGACAGGAGCCCAGCCUCCUGCACACUCUCUGCACUGGCUCCUAUCUAGAUGUGGAGAAAACUGUCCGCUGGUUCUAUCGCUUUGUGAGAGUAGCCUGGCUGCUGUUGCCUCAAUCCCGCCACUGGCGUUUAACGCUGCAGCCCUCCAGCCGCUCCUGUAAAUUUCAGCUCAGCAAAGACGGGGAAAGCUUCGCGGCUGAGAUGAUCUUUGCGGUGCGGCAAGGAGACUCAGAUAUCUUUGUGGGCAGCCGGCCUACAGAAGUAGGCGUCCCAAGCACCACCUGGAUUGAGACUUACGCCGUGGCAGAGGCAAAAUUCUUCAGCCACGUUUCCAGGCAGGCCCCCCAGGACAGCUGCCACUGCAAGUGCCUGCAGCUCCUCACCCACUUGCCCAUGGGCGUAGCUUUUCCCAGCUACGCCGUGAAGACUGUGGUGAUGCACCUCCUGAACGGCGUACCCCUGACACGGUGGAGCAGGAGGGAUUUCCAGCAGCGACUGAUGGAUAUCCUCAAGUACCUGCAGUGCUCGCUGGAGAUCAAACAGCUUCGCCACUUUGUCAUAGGCAACGAGUGCCUUCCUGGGGAGAUCCGCCUGCCCUCCGGCUUCCGGGUGGCUGAACCGCCCAACCUCUUUCAGCACCUGGCGAGCAGUGCGGAUGCCCACCUGAGGGCCACGCAGGAGUUCAUUCUCCUGCUACAGCAGGUCAAACAACUGCUGACCCACAGCCCAUGA
Molecule: messenger RNA, 2064 nt
Organism: Prinia subflava (tawny-flanked prinia)
Lineage: Eukaryota; Metazoa; Chordata; Aves; Passeriformes; Cisticolidae
Product: inositol 1,4,5-trisphosphate receptor-interacting protein-like 1
Exons: 1
Coding region: 1-2064 (687 amino acids)
Cellular component (GO): membrane
Source: RefSeq, a predicted model, not a curated record